Vitis vinifera (wine grape) is the source of this 639-nucleotide messenger RNA. RefSeq lists its product as uncharacterized. The record is from RefSeq and is a predicted model, not a curated record. NCBI's taxonomy places the organism in Eukaryota, Viridiplantae, Streptophyta, Magnoliopsida, Vitales, Vitaceae. The transcript has a single exon. Bases 1 to 639 code for a protein of 212 amino acids.
AUGGUAUCGAGCGUAUUACCUCCGCCGCUCACUGAAAUGGCUCGUAGUGGUCAACAUAACAAUGAUAAUAGAUUUCAGCCCCUCACAUCCCCUACCUCUGGUAGCACGGCAACACAAUCAGAUCAAUCUCUCAUGGAGAACACUAAUAACCCAUUUUUCUUACAUAGUGGUGAUCAUCCAGGCUUGGUGCUCGUCUUGCAUCUCCUCAUUGGUUCAAACUAUAAUACAUGGAUUCGUGCCAUGCUGAUGGCUCUCAACGCAAAGAAUAAGCUCGGAUUCGUGGAUGACACUCUUUUGCAGCCCAUGAUCGACGACCCUACAAUUGGAAUCUGGUCUCGAUGCAACAGCAUGGUCACAUCUUGGCUCCUCAACGCUGUCUCAAAAGAGAUAGCUGAUAGUCUUCUCUAUCUCGAGAGUGCCCAUGCUGUGUGGGUAGAUCUACACGAACGCUUCCAUCAGAGCAAUGCUCCACGAAUUUUCCAAAUCAAGCAACAACUACAUGAUCUCUCACAAGGUUCGCUCGAUGUUAAUACCUAUUAUACUCGAUUGAAGAUUCUCUGGGAUGAACUAAAAAACUAUCAACCAGUUCUCGUCUGCCACUGUGGAGGUAUGAAAGCUUGGAUGGAUUAUCAACAGUAG